AUGGGUUUCUCCAAUGGUUUUGUUCUUUUGAUUACGGCUUGUGUUAAGUCUGUGUCCUUUGCUGUUACCCUAAAUGGAAAGGUAGGGGAGUAUUUCAAGCCUUCAAGAGGUUUGAGACAAGGGGACCCGAUCUCUCCCUACUUGUUCUUAUUUGUUUCAGAUGUCUUCUCCUCUCUUAUCAGAAGAGCUUGUGAAGCCAGAACUCUUCAGGGUAUCAAGCUUAGUGAGUAUGGUCCGACUUUGUCGCACCUAUUUUUUGCUGAUGACUCUCUUUUCUUCCUAUCGGCCACAUCUGCUAAUUGCUAUGAGAUUAUGCGUAUUAUUGAAGUGUAUUGUGUUGCCUCAGGUCAGCUUGUCAACCACAAUAAGUCAACUCUCUAUUGUACGCCUAACAUGUCUGAUGCUUGUGUUCAUGUACUCUGUGAAAUUCUGGGAAUACCUGCCACUAUCAAUCCUGGGCGAUACCUUGGUCUCCCUACCAUUUGGGGCAGAUCUAAAAAAGCUUCCCUCUCUUUUAUCAAAUCAAAGUUGGCUGAUAAGAUCCAAAACUGGAAACUUUGCACUUUAUCUAUGGCAGGGAGGGAAACCCUAAUCAAAGCGGUGGCUCAAGCUGUUCCUACUUUCCCCAUGCAUUGUUUCAAGUUUCCGAUCACUUUGUGCAAUGAACUAGAUGCUAUGAUGGCUAAUUUUUGGUGGGGCCAGCAUAAAGAUGAGCAUAAAAUUCAUUGGAAAAGUUGGGAUUUCCUUGGUCAGCCUAAAGACCGUGGUGGCAUGGGUUUUAGAAAUAUGAAGGAGUUUAACAUCUCCCUCCUAGCAAAGCAGGUUUGGAGACUACAUUCUGAGCCUACCUCUUUAUGUGCUCGAAUUCUAAAAGGAAUCUACUAUCCUAGUACCGAUAUCCUAAAUGCCGGAAAGGGAUCUCGUGCAUCGUGGGCGUGGAGCAGUCUUUUGGAUGGUAAAGAUCUAAUUGUUGAUGGGGCUAGAUGGCAGGUUGGGAAUGGGGAGCUCAUUAACAUUUGGGCUGACAAGUGGAUUCCUACCUCCACCAAUGGGUUCUUGUGCCCUAUGCUUCCUGUGAAUUGCUCUAGUCCCCACAUGGUGAAGGAUCUGACUGAUUGGGGUGCUAGAUGUUGGAAGCUGGAAAUGAUAAAUGAUCUAAUUUCAAAGGAUGAUCAAUCAGACAUUGAGUUGAUAGUCUUGGGUGACCAAUCUAUGUUAGAUAGAAUUAUUUGGCCUGAGACAAAGAGUGGCCAGUACUCUGUAAAGUCAGGUUAUCACUUUCUACAUUCCCAAGACUGCAAGCCUACUACGCAACAUGCUCAUUCAUCUCACAGGUUGAAUCAUAUUGUGUGGAAGACGGUUUGGUCUACUCAAACUACUCCUAAGAUUACUAAUUUCCUAUGGAGAAUCUUGGCUAAUGCUCUUCCAUCUUACCUAAAUCUUCACAAAAGGAAAAUAAUCCCUUCCCCCUUGUGCCCUGUGUGUGAUAUGUUUCCGGAGUCUAUUGAGCAUAUCUUUCUUCAGUGCCCGGGUGCAGUGUGUGCUUGGUUUGCUUCUGAUUUGUAUUACAAGAUCAACUUGUAA
Fragaria vesca subsp. vesca is the source of this 1584-nucleotide messenger RNA. Its product is annotated as putative ribonuclease H protein At1g65750-like. The transcript has a single exon. NCBI's taxonomy places the organism in Eukaryota, Viridiplantae, Streptophyta, Magnoliopsida, Rosales, Rosaceae. The coding region runs from base 1 to 1584 and encodes 527 amino acids. The record is from RefSeq and is a predicted model, not a curated record.